This is a messenger RNA of Humulus lupulus (European hop), 654 nucleotides long. RefSeq names its product signaling peptide TAXIMIN 1. The coding region runs from base 235 to 468 and encodes 77 amino acids. The transcript is spliced from 2 exons. Lineage: Eukaryota; Viridiplantae; Streptophyta; Magnoliopsida; Rosales; Cannabaceae. The record is from RefSeq and is a predicted model, not a curated record.
GUAUACAAAACCAAACCAAUGUGUCGCUCUCCAUAUUUCAUUAUCUCGUACUCUACACUCCAUUCCAAUACCCAUUUCAGUAUAGAAAUUAAACCAAAAUAAAAAAUAAAAAAAUUCCUCUGCUUGGUAGUCUUAUUACAUAUUCAGUCUGUUUCUUCUUCCUCUUUCUCUGUCACAUUCAACUACUAGCAAAGAAGAAGGACCAAGUUCUAUAACCAAGCAUACCCAGAGAAAAUGUGCAGCCAAGACGGUGAUUGCAGGCCUUUGGGCUUUCUAUUGGGUCUUCCCUUUGCUUUUCUCUCUCUCAUCUUGUCCAUCGUCGGCAUCAUCAUCUGGAUCGUCGGGUUGGUGUUAUCGUGCAUAUGCCCCUGUUGUUUUUGUGUGACGGUAAUAGUGGAGUUGGCUUUGGAGCUUGUGAAGGCCCCAAUUCAUGUCAUGGAAUGGUUCACUUCUCAAAUCCCUUGUUAAUAAUAAUGUUAAUCUGAUUCUCUUCAUAAUCUUAUUAUUCUUAUCUUAUUUAAUUUACUAUGCUUGUGAUCUUUAUGUAACCUUACCUUGAAAAGUACCAUGUGGGUGUAUUUGAUUCUUAUAACUUAACAAGUUCGGUUACAUACUUGUAUGAGUAUACUGUAAAUUUGUAUGCUUUCCGGGUUC